GCGCUUGUCGACGCCCAGUCAGUUUGCAACGGGAAUUCAUUUGGUUAAGACGUUUCUUUCGGUAUAAUGUGUCUUCGAUGCGAUUUUGUUCAAGCCUAACGGUUUGUUUAGUGCGAUAGAGGCAUUAAUAAAAAACAAAAAAAAUUAUUUGUAUCCCACGACUAACCAACGGUUGCACUGAAUUGAAAGUCGUGCUCAAAAAUUAAAUCGAAUUAAAAUAAGCAGCAAAAAGAAAGUUCCAAGAAAAAUAUACUAAAAUUAUAUGUAAAAAUGUGGACAUUGCUAUUGCCAUAAUUAUGGUAUAACUGUUAAUUAUAAACGAGUGCAAGCGUGUUUAAAUGAAAAAUUUUAUAUAACAUCGUAUUGAAAAGAAAGUUGUAAAUGUGUUAAUUACAAAUCAAUAAAGUUUAUGAGGGGAAAAGAUAAUGAAAUUUAUUUUUUGUGUACAAAAUACAUUUGUUUCAAGUCAACUUGUAAAAUACAAAAGCAUCUCUAAAUUUAAUUUUAUAUAUAAAAUCAAAAUAUUAUUUUAAGGACUCGCAGUAAAAAGUUUACAAAUAAAUAACAAAAACGGCAUUUCAGAAAAAUAUAAUUUCCUGAUUUCUUUAUUGCGGGUAAUCCAUUUUUCGAUUGGAAUACAACAAUAUGAAUAUUAAAAUUGUGACCUGUCUUAUAUUGCUCUCACUCGCCACAUUAUUGCGCAUUGCUUCGUGUGCAGAGGAUGAAAACUCCACAGAGACGAAUGAAAUAAUUCCACGAGAAGCAAUCGGCAAGUUAGAUUACUCCGUAAGACAAGCUUUGUUACGUGCCAUAGACAAGUUAGAGCGAGAAGCAGCAAAUGAAGACUACGAUGAGGAAGAUACGGAAGAUCAGAAUCCCACUGCCGAAGAAGCGCCGACAGCUAUCGAUGCGACCAUUCUUAGCACGAACAACAGCAGCAGUGUUUCUACCACCACUUCGAAGGAUGAAAUACUCGAAGAGAGCACGAAUAAGGCCGACGUGCAUCCAACUGUACAGUUUUACACAGCCAUUUUCGAUGAGAAACAUGCACACGAGCAACCAUUGGCAUCGUUUAUCGAUCGUUCGCGCUUCUGGAAGAAGACAAACAAAAAGGGUAACUCAGAUACAGCGGUGAGUGUCAACGAGGACACCGUGGCGCACGCCUCCAGCACUUUCGAAAGUAGCCGACAGAGCACGCGCAGUGUUGCCAAUGGACCCAACUCAAAUACCGCAGCGCGUUUGAAUGAAAUCUCUGGUGAGAAUUCGGAUGAAGUGAAAUUUGAGAUACGUAAAACGCACUCACUUUCAGUGCCGACAACUUCAACUACAACAACAACAAGCACUACGACGACGACAACUACAACAACCGCGCGCCCACGUACAACUCGUCGUCCACGACCAACCACCACCACUACAACAACGACAACCACACCACGUCCCACACACAAUGAAGACGGCGAAAAUAUCGAAGUGGUGGAGAAAGACGAUAUACGCAUACAAAAGGCGCCGCUGGUGACCGCAUUUACCGUCGAUCUGGAUGAACGCGGUGCAGCCAAGAAUGUUAUACCCAUUGUCGAUCCACCGAAGGUACAGCGCCCACUGGGCACAAACAAUGCCCAUCAGUCAUUCGCUGCUGGUCCAACUAUAUCGAAGCUAAAUGUUCUUCCCUCAAAUUCGCUGUCUGGUGUGCCGCAAAGUAAGGCCGUGUACAGUAAUAUUGGGUUGGUGGCACCUACACAAGCAACCAACAUUUUAGCAGCAUCCACUACGCCAUUUACUAAUAUUCUGCCAGCGGAGAGUUUUAUUACCCCUUCUACGCAAACCCUCGCGGCGGUGAACGAUAAUCCGCACCAAGAAGGUGUAAGCAAUUACCUAAUCGAACGACAACGACAACUCGAACAACAAAUCUAUCAACUGAAACUACAAGCACAACAACAACAAGAUUUAAUUUUGCGUCAACUGAAAUUGCUGGAGGAGCAAACGAAAUUUAAUGGCGUGCCGCACCCCACUGUGCAAACAUUGCCAAUCACAACUACACAGAGUUUCUUACAACCCAUACAACAACAACAACAGCAAGCACAACAGCAUCAACAAUUAGCGGUACAACCAACGCAAUCUGCAGCACUUACACCACCCGCAGUGCAACAACAACAAUCACAAGUCGUCAGCUUCACCAUACGACCCUCCGUGGAAUUCAUACCGAACACGGUCACCCAAAGUAGCACGUCAUUUUUCAACACUUUCCCUGUCGAUCAGCAAUUACCGUUACGCGAGCGUGUUAAUAGCUUUGCACAUGGCGAGCAGCGCAACAAUUACACGCCGAAUAUAUUGCCGGUGACGCAACAACAAUUGCCCAUCAAUGACCCGGUGCAAAAAGUCUUUCAAAAUAUACAAAACCUGCAGAGCCAGAAGGUGAAUCCGACGCAGCCGCAAGCGACAAAUGCCGGCACCUCAGUGCAAAUACAAGCAUCAAAUCAAUUUAAGUUCGCACCCACCUUUCCGACGGUGCAGACACCGUUAGAGGUGUCACUGUUCCAGGCGUUGCCGCAGCACAAUCAUCAGCACUUCCACGCGCAGCAGCCGCAGCAACAGCAACAACAAGCGCCGCUAGUGCCGGGCUUUUUGAGUCAGGCGCUGUUGGAACAGCAACAACAACAACAGCAGCAGCAACAACAUCGCUCACGUUUAUUCCGCCAGGAGGCAGGCACAUCUAAUUUCGGCCAAAAGCAGUCAAUUACACAAUUUCCCUCGGUCCAAUCUGUCAUACCCGCGUCCAUACUGGGCCAACAGCAGCAGCAGCAGCAGCAACAACAACAGCAACAAACGCUGGAUAAUCAAAAUUUCUAUCGGCAACAUUUGGAUCCGCAAAUUAGCAAUCAACUGCAGCAGAAUGCACAAUUUUACCAACAACAACAACUGCAACAACCACCAGCACUAAACCGUGGCAUUAACAACUUUGCACCGCCAACUUCACAAAACCUAAACUUCGCUGGACGCUUCUAAGUGUGGCACCUAGCCGUAGUCUAGUAAAGCAUGAGCGCCGCGUCAAUCUACGAGUAGAUGCACUUCCACAAUCACCAUAUCGGUAUGUAGUAAUGCACCGUUCUCUUAACUUGCCACACCAGUCAACCAGAUGAUGAUGUCCUUCUCUUUAUAAGACACAAUCCAGUCCUUGGCGCAGCCGGCACAUCACGAAAGCAACGCAAUAACAACUCAAUGGCUUCAAUAGAAAAGUAAAAUGCACCUGUUUAAUAUCAGCAAAAUUUCAAAACUAACAAUUGUUAUUAACAUCAUAAAUGCACUGUAAUGAACUUGUGAAACACUUGUAAACAAUUCGAUAUAUGGAUGUAUGUAUGUAUAAUACUAAAAAAAUUUGGUUAAUUUUAUAAUUCGCCAAAGGUCAAGGGCAAUGACAAAAUCUGAUAUUCCUUGAUUACUUAAUGAUUAUUUAUACGAGUUGUUACCAGUUUUCUGACCCUUAGUUUGAUUGAAAUUUAAUUUAAUUCUAAUAUAAUUACAUAACCUGACUUUUACGACUCGCUUAGUUGAGUCAUAUGUUUAAAAUUUUAAAUGUAUCCGAAAAAUAUUAGACAAAAAUGAGAACACAUUCUAAUCUCAAACCAGAUCAUGUAUAGUUAGGAUUUAAAAUAUACUUUUUUUUCAACAAAGUAUAAAAUACCUGGCAUAUGCCGUUCUAAUGAUAUUACCUAUAAUACACUACCCGACAGAAUUAAUCAUCAAAUAUAUACCAUAUUACUAACUAUAAAGAAAAGAAAAGAAAUAAAAUAUAGAAAUCACCAAUAAAGUAGAUGUUAUAUCAGAUCCGAUAUUCGUAGAAAAUAAUCAUAUAUUUUCGGGAUAAAUUGAGAAGAAGUUCAUGAGUUCUAAUACGUAAACCAAAAUUUCCACAACAUCAAACCAGAAAUAUAUUAGUUAAAAGGUAUAAUUUUAUCUCGGAAGCAAAUGUCAAAGCGAUUUCCAAAUAAGCAGAUUUUCACACGUUUUAUUCUGAA
Molecule: messenger RNA, 4013 nt
Organism: Zeugodacus cucurbitae (melon fly)
Lineage: Eukaryota; Metazoa; Arthropoda; Insecta; Diptera; Tephritidae
Product: putative mediator of RNA polymerase II transcription subunit 26
Exons: 4
Coding region: 646-3003 (785 amino acids)
Source: RefSeq, a predicted model, not a curated record